Messenger RNA from Cylas formicarius (sweet potato weevil), 862 nucleotides. Its product is annotated as cytochrome b-c1 complex subunit Rieske, mitochondrial-like. Bases 147 to 794 code for a protein of 215 amino acids. Gene Ontology annotation, biological process: mitochondrial electron transport, ubiquinol to cytochrome c. The transcript is spliced from 4 exons. Gene Ontology annotation, molecular function: quinol-cytochrome-c reductase activity; 2 iron, 2 sulfur cluster binding. The record is from RefSeq and is a predicted model, not a curated record. NCBI's taxonomy places the organism in Eukaryota, Metazoa, Arthropoda, Insecta, Coleoptera, Brentidae. Gene Ontology annotation, cellular component: membrane.
GUUUUUUGGACUGUUCAAAAAAAAAUCAAAAAAUCGUACAAAUCCAAAAAACUGACGAUUAACUAAACAACACCAAAUCGCCUAGUGUCUUGAAACAGUUCUUCCUAUCACACGUCAGCUAGACGCGCCUGUCAGUCCCAAACGCCAUGUUACUUCGGCUGGGAAGCCGUAACUUCUACCGGACCGUAAGCGUAUUCCAACGACAGGCCCACACAGAUAUAAAGUGUCCGGAUUUUUCCGAAUACCGGAGGAACAGCGCUAAAGAUCCGACGGUCAAGUCGUCGACUACCGAGGACUCCAGGAAGCUGCUCAGCUACGCUAUCUCAGCUACGCUGACUACGGUCAGCCUCUACGCCAUCAAAGGUGAACUUAUAAGGGACGCGAUGGUCUUCAUGCCGGCAGCUAACGUGCUUGCCGAGGCCCAGAUCGAAAUCAAACUCUCGGACAUACCCGAAGACAAAAACGCCACUUUCAAGUGGAGAGGCAAGCCGCUCUUUGUCUGGCACAGGCCGGAGCGCGUCAUCAGGCAAGCGAGGGCGGUCCCCCUGUCGGCCCUAAGGGAUCCCCAGACCGACGAAAAACGUGUCAAGGAUCCCAAGUGGCUCGUCGUUUUGGGAAUAUGCACCCACUUGGGGUGCGUUCCCAUCGCCCAUGAGGGCGACUUCGGGGGCUACUAUUGCCCAUGCCACGGGUCUCACUUCGACGGUUCUGGACGCGUCAGGAAAGGCCCAGCCCCCACAAACAUGGAAGUACCGCAUUACGAUAUCGUAGGCGACACUCUCACUGUUGGUUGACUAUUUAUUUUAAAAAGAAUUAAAGGUACUGUUUUCCUAUUCGGUGUUUUGAUGGUGGGGUCAGGGAG